AUGAAAAAUUCCAUCCAACAAGCUGAAGAGAAUGGUGUUGAGCUGACAGUAUCGCAAGUGAAAGUGUAUAGCAGAAAAUUGGAAGCUACAUACAGCGAACAUAACGAUCUUCAUCAGCGGAUAAUGAAUAGGAUUGUCCCUGAAAAGCGCGAGGAACAGGAUGCCGAGUAUUUUGAGUUCGAGGCGUUACAAGAAGAAAUUUGUGUUUUUCUCGAGGAGUGUUUGGAAAAUCUCCCCGCUGCAGUACCAUCACCAGCAAAUCCCACUCAGCAACCGUUGGUUAUCACCCAACCGCUGCCUCGUGCCAUACCGACCUUUGAUGGCAGUUAUACCCAGUGGGAAAAGUUCAAGGUGAUGUUUCGUGAUGUUGUGGACAAAUCCAAUGAGCCACCACGAAUAAAACUAUACCACCUGGAGAAGGCGCUGAUAGGCGAUGCUGCUGGCGGCCAUCUUAGCAAUCCCUUGGGUUUAAUAGAUGCCAGAACUAUCAGCGAUGGCAACUAUGAGCAGGCCUGGAGAAUCCUCGAGGAGCGACUCGAAGACAAGCGCAGAAUGAUCAUCCUUCACAUCGAUGGAUUAUUCGGUGUGCAACAGUUGUCGCAUGAAAGCCAUACCGAGCUACGAUCGUUAGUAGAAUGUGUGUCCAGAAAUGUAGAAAAUUUAAAGUUCUUAGGACAAGAUUUAGCUGGAAUAUCUGAGCAUAUGGUGAUCCAUCUGUUGACACAAGCACUGGAUGACGAAACGAGAAAGCUUUGGGAGACUACUAUCAAACGAGCCGAAAGCAUCGAAAGGAUUAAGCCGUUAAGGAGCUUGAAGUGUGAUUUUUGCGGAAAUAACCAUCAGACAUUCAAAUGUGCUGAUUUUAACCAACUAUCGGAGGAUGAACGCUGCGAAAUGGUGAAGCAGAAUAGUGUGUGCUUCAAUUGUCUGAGACGUGGACAUCGUGUGUUUGACUGUCCAUCUCCCAAAUCAUGUACCAAGUGUCAUCGAAGACAUCACAGCUUGCUACAUCACAACCAAUCUGAGAAACCAAUCAACCCAUUGAGGAGAACUCACGAAAUGACGCCUGUUUCAUCGCCAGUUAUUGGAAUAAUGAAUCCUGUGACAGAGGAUCCAUCGAACAGCCAACCAUCAAGGACGACAGCUCAUUCCGUACAAUCGAUGGGUGAUCCAGUUGCAGUGCUGAGAACACACAAUGCCAUCCUCGACAACACCGAUGUCAAGAAGUCUGGAGAAUCUGCUUCAUCUAUUAAGGAGGAAGCCCGCGAGAGUUAUAGAUUAAAAACUCGUUGCCACACAGCUAAUAGACGACCUAUAACUCAAUUGCCGUCAAGGAACUAUAUCUCCAAACUGAGAAUCCCGCGAUUCAUACCUCCUCAGAGAUUUUCGAGGCCCAAGUCGAAACAGGACUACCAACCAUAUUUGAAAGCACCAUACCAUCAAAACCGUUCGUUCGCAUAUCGCCUAGAGUCAAGCGAGUCUAAAGAUCCUCUGGAUUUCACGAACUGCAAGUGCAGAUGCCAUCAACACAGCAUAUUCCGGCCGGGGAGUAUGUUCAGUCCCUGAAGAGAUAAUCGAAAUUCCAUCGCAACCCCCACCCCUAUGUUAUUCUCCUGCCAGCUGAGAGAGCAGCCUAGCAACGAUGAGAGGCAGUAUUUUUCCAACCGCAAAGCAGCAAACAACAAAAAAAGAGUGAGGCAGAACGUGAACGUGUUGAAACGUGUUUUUUCCCAACCAAACAUCUAGAGUUAGAGUUUAGAAUCCUGUCAAAGGUGAAAUAAAGGAGAUCGUAUGUUUUUAUGCUGCAAACCUGUCGCAUAGUGUUUUUCUUUGUGUGAAAGCUUAUUUCCAAGAGUGUUUCCGCUGUGAACUUUAUGUUCAAGCGUCCAUUGGCACGUUUCCCCCAGUGAAACGGUGCAUCAU
Molecule: messenger RNA, 1923 nt
Organism: Toxorhynchites rutilus septentrionalis
Lineage: Eukaryota; Metazoa; Arthropoda; Insecta; Diptera; Culicidae
Exons: 3
Coding region: 1-1566 (521 amino acids)
Molecular function (GO): nucleic acid binding; zinc ion binding
Source: RefSeq, a predicted model, not a curated record